This is a messenger RNA of Pseudomyrmex gracilis, 3056 nucleotides long. RefSeq names its product zinc finger protein 568-like. Gene Ontology annotation, biological process: regulation of transcription by RNA polymerase II. The transcript has 5 exons. Gene Ontology annotation, cellular component: nucleus. NCBI's taxonomy places the organism in Eukaryota, Metazoa, Arthropoda, Insecta, Hymenoptera, Formicidae. The record is from RefSeq and is a predicted model, not a curated record. The coding region runs from base 87 to 2726 and encodes 879 amino acids. Gene Ontology annotation, molecular function: RNA polymerase II cis-regulatory region sequence-specific DNA binding; zinc ion binding; DNA-binding transcription factor activity, RNA polymerase II-specific.
GUUUCAGCGACUUCGGCGUGCUCGCGCAACGAAGUUCUCAUCAACGAAGAUUCGAACGGGGGUACCGUUCGUGCAACUCGAUCGCAAUGCAGGUUGACGACGAGAUGUUGAUGCGAGCGAAUCGGGACACCAAUUUGUGUCGCGUCUGUCUGACCGUGGAUUACAACAACCAAUGCAUCUUCCGCAGGAACUUGGACGAUCCGAACGGCGCGAGCAUCUCCGAACUGUCACAGAAGCUGCAACUGUGUGGCGGAGUGGAGGUUUUGGAAGAUGAUGGUUUACCUGCUGGUAUCUGUGUCAAAUGUUUGAUGAAAGUCAAUGUUGCCUAUGAAUUGAGGGAACAGUGUCAAAAAGCUGAUAUACAACUGAGAAAGCUUUAUGGAAAAGUUUUGAAGAAGAAUGUCAGCAACUUUGUUUCUACAAGAGAUCAGUAUUGUCAAACCGAACAAGUUUUUACUUUGGAUGCAAUUAAAUUAGAAAAUAAUAUCGAGUUAGAUGUGGAUAGAGGAAAUAUUACAUUGGAAAAGAGUGUCAAUACAAUGAAUUCAGAUACGGAUGUUUACAAUGAGGACAAUCAUACAGACGAUAUUGUUGAUAAUGAAUUAGAUGUAGACUGUAAUAAUAGAUCUAAACAAGUAGGACAGGGAAAAGUAGCUAAAAAAGAAGCUUACAGAACAAGAAGGUUAACUGUGUUUAAGAGAGUCACGUCUAUGGAGAAUCUGAGAAAUUAUAAAGAAAUGCAGAGAAGAUAUAUCAAAAAGAGCGCAAAUGUCAAAUGCGACACCAACGAUGGCGAGUGUCAAACAAAAUCGAAGAUUAUUUGCAACAGAGUUGACAAAACGACCGAAUUGUCUGAUUUGUUGUCUGAAUUCGAAUCGCAAUACAAAUGUUCAAUAUGUGAUAAAUGUUAUUCCAGUAAAAAAUCCUUAGAUAGACAUGUGUCAACUCAUAACAAAGAGUUCAAAUGCGAUAACUGUGAUAAGCAAUUUCUCUGUCUGGACAAACUACUUAAGCACAAAGAGAACGUGCACAAGGCGAAGGAAAAGCCACAACCGGCGGUGUGCAAUAUCUGCAACAAAAGUUUCCGAAAGACCGACACCAUGGUCAGACAUUUGAAUGUUCACAAGCGAGCGAAUCCUAAGGAAGUUUUUUCCAUAUUGAAAGAAAUGCGAGACAGAAGAAAAUUAGAGAACAGUCGCAAGUGUUCCGAGAUGCUUCACGUCGAAGCGGAUGAAGAUGAAGAAAUAAUUCUCGAGGAGAAAUCCCAAAGCGAGAACGACGGCACGACGAGAGAAUUGAGAAAACGCGUGAUAAAGGCGGAGCAAAGGGAUUCGGAUUUAGGAAACAGCGACACCAGCAGCGACAAAUUCGACUUUUUCGACGACACGGCGCUUUUUCAGUGCAAGCACUGCAACAAGAGUUACUCCACCGAGAGAUCCCUUCAACGUCACAUGUUGGUGCACGACGAGAAGAAAUUCGUCUGUAAUUUUUGCAAUAUGAAAUUUUACCGGCAAGAUCGGCUGAAAAGUCACAUGGACAGAUACGGUCACUACGAGACCAAAGCGUCUUCGGAACCGCAGAAACCGCCCGACGACAAAUCGGCCAUCAAACUGAUCAACAGCUGGAUAAGAGAAGAACUGGAUUCCGAUAACGAGGGCAAGGGCUUUCCUUGCAAGACCUGCGGAAAGUCGUACGACACGAAGAAAUCUCUGCUGAAGCAUCAAGUAAACGCGCACAGUGAACAGAACGAGUACUGCGCGAACUGCGACGGCGUGUGUAGCUGCGCGAACGGAAAAAUCAAGGAAUCGGAGAAGAGCGCGGAGAAAUCGAAGCCGUACACGUGCGAGGAGUGCAACAAGUCCUUCGAGAAGGAGGUGAAGCUGCAGAGGCAUCUGCGGAUUCACGAGCGCGCCAAGGAGCAACAGGACGCGAACUUCAAGCGCUUCCUCUGUCACAUAUGUAGCAAGACGUUUCGCCAGAACACCGGUCUGAUGUUUCACAUGCGCACUCACACGGGUUACAAACCGCACGUGUGCAAGUACUGCGGCCGCGGUUUCACGUCCAACUCGAACUGUAUCAAUCACGAGAGGACGCACACCGGCGAUCGGCCGUUUGUCUGUCAGUACUGCAGCGCGGCGUUCGCCAAAUCGUGCACCCUCAAGGCCCACAUCACCACGCACACCGGCGAGGCGAAUUAUCACUGCAAGACCUGCGGCAAGUCAUUUCGCCGGCUCAAGUAUCUCAAGGAGCACCGAUUCACGCACACGGGCGAGAAGCCGUACGCGUGCAAGAUCUGCGGCACCGCGUACAGUCACUCCGGCAGUCUUUUCGUGCACGAGAAAAAGUGCAAGGCGCAGUACAGCAAUUAUCAGCCGGUGGCAGCGGCGGCGGCGGCGGCGGCGGCGACACCGUACGUCGGUCAGUCGCCGCAAAGUGGCAUUUCCGCGGCGUCCCCCUCGUCGGUUAUCACUCCUAUUGUCACCUCGCUGCCUCAGGCGCAUUUAAACGUCAUCAACAGCACUUUGAAUGUGCAGAACAAGAACUACAUGGACAACAUUCAGAGAAUGAACGUCCACACGGCGGCCACAACGACCACGGUCGUUUCACCGGGUUUGCACGCGAACGCCGCCGACAUUCCCGAGAUGAGUUCCACCGUUUCGUACGUGGGGAGGUACGAGCAAAAGGCGAAUCAAGACUCUACUGUGAUAAAAAUAUCUUUUUUUUAACGAAACGUAAACGUGUUCUAAUAUACUUCUCGACUAUGAAGCGUUUGUUGCUUUGUCUCUGUAAUCAAUUUUUCUUGUACGACAAGAAAAGAUGUGGGUAAGGAAUGUAAUAUUUGACGAUUGUCAGAAAUCUUUUUAUCAUAUGACUUUUAUAAAUAGACGUUUUUAUUAUUACUGUAUAUCAAAGUACACAGAGAAAUAUUUGAGAUAUAGAUAUUACUUAACAUUUUAAGUAUAUUGAAUUGUUAACACUGUACAUAAUAACAUCUCGUGUAUUCGUUACGCAGAUAAAUUCAUCUGUCGAAUAAAGCAAGAUUUUGUCAGGCGUAA